AUGAAGUUCCCAGCGUGCAUUGCCAAACGUGUGAUGGGAGCAAAGUCCCUGCCCCCAAAGAAGGAAGAUAAGUCGCGCAAAUCCAAAGCCAGGGGCGAUCAUCUCAAAAGCUGUGAUGCACUUCCUUAUAUGGACAAUUCAGGUGACUUCAGUGUUCGUGACCCUGUUACAGAGCUUCAGAUUGCCACUGCUGAGGUUUUCUAUGCUUGCCUCAAUGAUCAUGACCUCAAAGGUGCCAAUGCAGUAGUGGCUGUUGAUGCAACCUUUGUUUUCCGUGCACUGGAUGGUAGUGUGGUGCAUGAAAUGCGCUGGCAAGAUUUCCAGGAGGAAGUCCAGAAACUCUUUGACUCAUUCCCUGACUUUUGGUUCAAGCAUAAGUCAAUCAAAAGCGAAAGGAUGGGACCGUAAAAGUCCGACAUGGAGUCACCAGUGGUACCCAUUCCAGGGCCCGUUUGCCUUUGGUCCAUUCCCUCCUAUGAACGCCAGCAACACCAGAGUUGUGAAUGAUCCUGAAGAUG
Messenger RNA from Seminavis robusta, 518 nucleotides. The record is from the annotation of a GenBank genome assembly. NCBI's taxonomy places the organism in Eukaryota, Bacillariophyta, Bacillariophyceae, Naviculales, Naviculaceae.